GAUUUCACUUACGUAAUAUUUGUGAAUGUAGGCUGACUGGAUACCACUCGUUGAGUCGGGUAGUGUGUCGGUUAUUUUUACCCCCCACCGACAGUCAGCUUUUCCAUCUGACUCACAUCAAGAGACGACCAUGGCGUACGUACACGCCCUGCUGGCUCUGCUGCUGACGGCCUCAUCAUAUGUUAACGCCCAGAAUGCCUGCAGCGUACGGCUUGACGCGGCGUGUGUGGCGGCCGUGAGGUCCCUCUACACCAACACCUCGGCCUUCUGGUUUGGGACGAGGUACGCGACGGACUGCCCACCUGGCUCGGGGAGCCCUGUGUGUACGAAUAACUCACCAUCCCGAACCUCCCUCCUCACUCGACUGAUGGGGGACGGUGCCACCGACUCCAGGGGGCUAGCCUUCGUCCUCAACGUCACGUACCCCAUUACUCUUCCAGCUGAUGGAUCUGACCGAAUAUACAACGGCUGUGGGAGGAUAGUGUACGCGCCUUUGACCAGACCACAAAAUUUCGUCGUCGACCCCCUCGCCAACACCGUCUAUCCCCCUUACGACCUGCGCGAGGAACCGGAAGUGACGUGGCCAGCGGAGGAAAACGCCCUCUACACUGUUAUUAUGUUUGACCCUGCCCCGUUCUACGUGCAUGCAUUAUACGUCAAUGUCGCCGGCGGCAGACUACAGAAUGGAGACACGAUAUUACCCUACUCUGGUCCUGGAAACCCCGUGGAUCGGGACAACCCGUACGUCUGGCUCGUGUUUAAGCAACAGAGAGCACUGAACGCCUCCCUGAUCCCCCGCGUCCGAAUCCCGGUCUACGUGGAAGACCUUGUAUCUCAGCUGGAGCUCUCAACCCAGUCGUAUGGCAUCAGCGUGGUCAUGACCAACACGGAUGAGUUCACCGCUGUCUUCAUCCGGUCAGUUAAUUUCAUGAAUAGAUGUCCAGUCUUUUAUGGGCAGUGGUUGAGCAGCUACAUUCAGAAAAGAGGUGGGCUCCCGUCACUUCCGACGCGUCUUGAUCUCAGUGUAUCCGUUGACGUCAUCUUUACGGCCCCUGCUAUAACGUACACAUCGUGCGGACUAGUGUACGAGGGAAGCCCGGUGAACGUCACUGUAGAUUAUCGGAACAUGGAUCUAUUACGCACCGUGGAGACUCGGAACUCCCCCCAAGUCAGCCUGGUUCCCCUUGUGAUCAGAGGUCAACCCCCCUCAGUCACACUGAAAGACAAGCAGUACACCCUAAUGAUGCUCGACAUUAACCCCGAGCUGGGAAAGACCAAACAGAACUCCAUCAUUCAUUGGAUGGUCGUCAACAUCCGGGGUACUGACAUCAGUUCCGGUGAAGAGGUGUAUGACUGGUUAAUGCCGUUGACACCAACGUUGAAUCGGCUCUACCUGUUUGCCUUGUUUGAACAGACGGCGCAUGUCAGCACCGCAACGGCGAGGAGUUACGUUGGAGCCAACUGUCCUUCUUUCAUGGUAUUCCGGUGCAACUUUAGAGCUGGCGACUACAUCCGUGACAACAACCUCUCCCUCGUGGGUCUACGACAUCUCAGAGUCAUCCCCGACACCUACCAACAGUAUAUGUCGUACGCCGUGUUCAAGUUCAACAUCAUGGCCCAAAGUUGCUGGGGGCGCACUGAGAACGCUCCACCUUGCUCCUCUUCCCAGAAGAUUAUAGUUGGGUAAAAUCCUAUCUGAACACUGGGUUUAAGUGGGGAACUGUGUAUCUCUACAACCUUGCGUGUUUCAUAAACGAGGCCAGCGAAUGAUUUCCGUUAUCUUUACCACUGAACACCCCGGUUCAACAAACUCUUCUGGAUGUUGCUCUUGAAAUAAAGAAUAGCGAGUA
This is a messenger RNA of Haliotis rufescens (red abalone), 1850 nucleotides long. RefSeq lists its product as uncharacterized. The record is from RefSeq and is a predicted model, not a curated record. The coding region runs from base 131 to 1687 and encodes 518 amino acids. The transcript has 10 exons. Lineage: Eukaryota; Metazoa; Mollusca; Gastropoda; Lepetellida; Haliotidae.